CGCUAGUCUCAGAGUAUUUUGCUGUAGUUUGGCGAGAUCUCGAUUAAUCGAAUCGAAUCGAAAAUCGAAUCGCAUCGCAUCGCGAAUCGAAAUCAGUGGUUGACGGCUGUCAAUAUGGCUGGAGUUUUUGAUGAUGUUGUAACUUGCAAGACAGCAGCGGAAAACAUACGGUUGCAGAAACAGAUUACAGAGAAACUGUAUCAGAGAGAUACCGAGAGGCUAGCAGAAGUCGAUAGGAAAAAAUCAGAACGACUUGACCAUCGUAGCGAGAAAGAAAGUGCUUCGUACUUCUCAGCUACGUUCGCUAACGAAAGGGCUAUCAUAGAAAAAAAGCUUGAAGACACCAACACCGUUCCAAAUUCUCAACUAAUUGAUCACUUUGACUCUCUUCUUCUAUCAUGGCAGAACCUGCAAAGAUUUGUGUCACACUCCACUCUGUUUUUGUCUUCAUAUGAGGUGAGGUCAAGCAUGGAAAUAUUAAACAGUUUACAAAAAAAGAUUAAAAUGAAACGUGAUUCUGCCAUACCAAAGAAAAAGUUUGCUUUUAAAGGACAAAAGAAAUUUGAUACAAGUGGAAAUAUCAAACCAGCAGAGUUAGUUGAGGGACAGUUGAAGAAAACUUCAAUUCAGGAUACUGCCUUUCAAGCAAUGGAUUGUGGCUUCAGCGACAGAAUUGGGGAAACACUGCAUGUGGAUAAUUCGGAAAUCUUUGAGAAAGAUGUCUCGCUUAGCAGACUCAAAGACUGCAUUAUGAAACUACAUGGUUCCCCAAAUACUCUUCACAUAGACAAGUUGCAAGGCUGCAAGGUAUUCACAGGACCUGUGUUUACGUCAGUAUUCAUUGAUAGCUGCAAGGAUUGCACGUUUGUUAUAGCCUGUCAGCAGUUGAGAAUGCACACGACGUCAGAUUGUGAUAUUUAUCUACAUGUCACUAGUCGUGCAAUAGUAGAGGACAGUAAGGGGUUGCGUAUAGCUCCGUACAACUAUAGAUAUGAUGGGCUCGAUGAGGAUUACAAGAAAUCCAGAUUAAACCGAGAAACAAAUAAUUGGGAUGAUCUUGAUGAUUUCAAUUGGUUGGCUAGUGACAAACACUCACCUAACUGGAGUGUACUUUCUGACGAACAGAGGGUGAAAACGUGGGAGGUGUGAUUGCUAACAAAAUAGUUUGAAUAUUCUAUUGAUAAAUCUCUGUGAUUGUUUUACCUGGUAUAAAAAUUUAAUGAAGUUAAUUACAUGUAUUGAAGGGCUUAAAAUGUAUGGAACGGAUAGUUUACUAGUACUGCACAAUGGUUAAAUGUGCAAACUAGUUUUAUUUGAAUUAUCAUAUAUUGCAUGCAUUGUUUAGACAAUUAAAAUUAGCAAUCUUAACAUAUAGCAAUAUAUGGUGCGUAUGGUUGUGCUAAGAUGUAUGCUAAGAUGUGUAUUAGUUUAUCUAUCAUCAUCAAGUUUUACAGUUGAAAUAAAUUAGAUAACCAUUGUUUCAGAAUGA
This is a messenger RNA of Priapulus caudatus, 1489 nucleotides long. RefSeq names its product tubulin-specific chaperone C-like. Gene Ontology annotation, biological process: tubulin complex assembly; post-chaperonin tubulin folding pathway. Bases 115 to 1149 code for a protein of 344 amino acids. NCBI's taxonomy places the organism in Eukaryota, Metazoa, Priapulida, Priapulimorpha, Priapulimorphida, Priapulidae. Gene Ontology annotation, molecular function: tubulin binding. Gene Ontology annotation, cellular component: cytoplasm. The transcript is spliced from 2 exons. The record is from RefSeq and is a predicted model, not a curated record.